UUUUUAGUCUGUGGUUUCAUUUGCAUGAAAACAAACUUUGCUCCCAUAAUUUGAUUCACCAAAAUUUCAUUGUUUUCUAAUUAGAAUUCAAACUUAUAUACAAUUUUAGAUGCACCUAAGAUAACAGUGAGGUUAAAGAAAACCCUGAGUCUCAAAUUGAGACUCCCAUGAGUUUUGGUUAUUCAGAAAACUCAGAAUAUGUCGUAUUGCCUAAAACAAUGCGCAAAAUUGCUAAGAAAUUUACAGAUUUUAAGUCCGAGAAGAUAUUUGAGUCAAGAAGUUCUUCGCAAUGCAUCUGUUUUAGGUAUAGAGACUUCCUGUGAUGAUACGGGUUGCGCUGUAGUUGAUAUGACUGGUAAGAUUUUAGGAGAGUCAUUGCACUCUCAAAAUGCUGUACAUGUACGUUAUGGUGGAGUUAAUCCAUUAAUUGCAAAUGAAUUACAUCGUAGAAAUAUUGAACAGGCUGUUGCUGAAGCCCUGGAAAAUUCAAAUUUAACAGUAGAUGACAUUGAUGCUAUUGCAGUAACAACAAGACCUGGUAUGCUUAUGAGUUUACAAGUAGGGGUCAAGUAUGCUAAAUAUCUUGCUAGAAAGCACAAUAAACCAUUGAUACCAAUACAUCACAUGGAAGCUCAUGCAUUGGUAGUCAGGGUGUCACAGGAUGUGCCAUUCCCUUAUUUGUCAUUGUUAAUUUCUGGAGGACAUUGUCUUUUGGCUGUAGUGAAAGAUGUUGAUGAGUUUUAUUUACUCGGGAAAAGUUUAGACAACGCCCCUGGAGAAGUUUUAGAUAAAGGUGCCAGAAGAAUGAAGUUGAAAAAUAUACCAACAUAUUCCCAAAUGGCUGGAGGGAGAGCUAUUGAAUUAGCUGCAAAGCACUGUAAAGAUCCUGACUUAUUCAGAUUCCCACUUCCUUUAGCGAAAUAUAGAGAUUGUAAUUUCAGCUUCAGUGGAUUAAAAGAUGCACUAGACCGCAAUUUGAUGAAAAAAGAAUUGGAACAUGGGGUCAUGGGUGAUGGCAUUAUUCCAGAAGUAAAUGAGUUAUGUGCAGCAUAUCAGCUAGCAGUAGCAGAGCACAUUGCACAUAGAACAGAGAGGGCAGUUAUAUUUUGUGAGAAAAAUACUCUGCUAGGUGAAUAUAGGAAUUUAGUAGUUUCUGGGGGUGUUGCCUGUAAUGAUUUUAUUUAUAAAUCACUUCAGGUUGUUACUAAAAAGUUAGGAUAUGAAGUGUACAGACCUCCACCUAGAUUAUGUACAGAUAAUGGGGUGAUGAUAGCUUGGAAUGGAAUUGAGAAACUUAGAAAACCAUGUGGAAUUAUUGCUGAUAUUCCAAUCAGCUCUAUUGAACCAGUGGCUCCACUAGGAAACAGUUUAAUAAAUGAAGUAAAACAGUCAAACUUACCUGUUAGAGUAUCAAGAUUGAGAAAAAUGUGUUUAUAAUCAAAACAUAACAUGCAUGUCUUACAGGGUAGACAGAACUAAUGUCUUAAUACCACUGAAGGGUGCUUUAAUGAUUAAGAUUUAGAUAGUGAUUAGUUAAUCAAUUAGUAGGUGCCUACAUUAUGAAGAAUUUAUUGUGAUUCUUUAGGAUUCUGUACUCCAGGAUUGAGGAUGGGAAGUGAUUAUAAAUUAGAUAAAAAUUAUUUUUUUUCACAGUUUUUAUUAAAUUAAAG
Messenger RNA from Amyelois transitella, 1670 nucleotides. RefSeq names its product tRNA N6-adenosine threonylcarbamoyltransferase, mitochondrial-like. The transcript has a single exon. Gene Ontology annotation, cellular component: mitochondrion. The record is from RefSeq and is a predicted model, not a curated record. Gene Ontology annotation, biological process: tRNA threonylcarbamoyladenosine modification. NCBI's taxonomy places the organism in Eukaryota, Metazoa, Arthropoda, Insecta, Lepidoptera, Pyralidae. Bases 199 to 1437 code for a protein of 412 amino acids.